UAUCCUUUGUUUUCGCCGCAACAAUGGAAAUUCUUUUGGCAUAUCUGUAUUCUACCCCUCGCACGGACCAUCUGGUGGCGUGUUCUACAUCACAAAAUCUCCUGUCAUGCCAAUUUACAUUGGAUUCUGCCCGACCGUUUCUCUUUUGAAUACAGAAUCUGCACAACCGCUCUCGAUACUCAAGAACAUUUCUACUAGACUGCCCCACUAAGUGGCACGUCUGGCAGAACUGUGUUCUUUUACCCAUACACCGCAUAAUGAUUUUUGAUGCUAUCUUCUUCUUGGUGAUACCUCAUUGGGGCCUUCAUCGGUCUUGGCUUUCUCCGAUUCAGCUCCUCACCGGCAUCCUGGUUGGUAUCUGGCGAGUACACUGGCUUUCUGUAUUUUCAAACGUUCCCUUCACCCCCACUAAUGUUAUUUCCUCUACACAUACUCUACUUCUUACUUUCUGCAAGGAAGAGUCUCUUUUAUCACCGCCUCCUGCUUGAUCUCUUUUGAUACCCC
Molecule: messenger RNA, 504 nt
Organism: Zychaea mexicana
Lineage: Eukaryota; Fungi; Mucoromycota; Mucoromycetes; Mucorales; Lichtheimiaceae
Exons: 2
Coding region: 258-488 (76 amino acids)
Source: RefSeq, a predicted model, not a curated record